AUGGCUCUGAAUGAUCUCAUUACAGAGCUUCAAAGUCCCAACUUUCAAUUGGAGGAAUCAACAGAAAAAAAAGUUGUGGACAAAGUUCUCUUGCUGAUGAAGGACAAGAAUGGUGAAGUACAGAAUCAAGCUGUAAAAUGUCUUGGAUCGCUUGUAAAGAAAGUACAGGAAGCUCAACUGCAACAGAUUGUCGAUAAUCUGUGUGCAUUCGUGUCACAAGACAAGGAAGAUCUAAGAGAAAUUGCGAGUAUUGGUCUCAAAACAGUCAUUGUCCAAGUACCUGUCAAUUCGGUGGUUGCAGUCAAUGUUUGCAAGCGACUUGUGCCGCGGUUAUUGUCACAAUUGGAGAAUCCCAACGCCAGUUAUGAUGCGCAAAUGGAUGCGCUUGACAUCCUUAGUGAGGUGCUUCUCAGAUUUGGAAACAUUCUUGCGACUACAAACCUUCAGAAACAGACUGCCAACACUCUUUUCAUACUCUUGGGCCACUCCCGUCCAGCAUUACGCAAACGUGCAACCCUUGCCAUUGGGCAUCUCGUCGUACAUGUUCCUGAUGACAUUUUUGAGGACCUCUUAAAGAAAAUUUUAAAUGGAUUGGAAACAUCAAAGAACUCACCUGACCGUUUGCGCACAUAUAUUCAGGCCACUGGCACUAUCAGUCGGUCCAAUGCUCCGCGAUUUGGCAAGUUCUUGUCGGGGGUUGCUCCGUCUGUAAUCAAAUAUUCUGAACUAGACGAUGACGAGCUGCGUGAGAAUUCCUUACAGGCUCUUGAGGCAUUUGUUCUCCGAUGCCCCACUGAGAUCACCCCUUAUAUUGACACUAUUAUUGAUCUUGGAUUGAAAUUCCUUCGUCAUGAUCCCAACUAUGAUGAUGGUGAUGAUGAUGAAGACGAUGAGGAUGAAAACAUGGGUAGCGAUGACGGAGAUGAUGAGGAAGACGAGGAUGAUGGUGAUUACUCGGACGAUGAUGACAUGUCAUGGAAGGUUCGUCGCACAUCUGCCAAGCUGCUUUCAGCUAUCAUUGGUACUCGCCAGGAUCUACUUGGACAGCUUUACGCAAACAUUGCACCUUCGCUAAUCAGUCGCUUCAAAGAGCGUGAAGAGACUGUCCGUGUAGAGAUUCUGCAAACUUUUAUUACCUUGCUUCGCCAGACCAACACAUAUGGGGGUGCAGAGUAUGAGAUUGAUGCAGGCCUCGAGAGUCUCGCCAAGAAACGAAAGGGAAGCCGCCCUGGAACGCCCAUCGAGACUGACCAGAGUCCCAAGGCUCUAUUGCGUAACCAAGUGCCUCGUUUGACUAAAAAUUUGGCAAAGCAGAUGUUGACAAAGUCUGUGCAGACGCGUGUUUUAGGGUAUAUUCUGCUUAAGGAGUUAGUCACAGUUCUGAAAGGAGGCUUAGAGAACACUUUCAUGCUCUUUAUUCCAUCUAUCCAGCAAUCACUUUCCACGGCCUCGCAUACAGAUCACCAUCACUUGGGCACCAACUCCAACUUGAAAAUUGAGGCACUCGGAUUCCUUCGCAGCCUUUUCCGCACACACUCUUCUGAUGUUUUUCAAAAGCAUCUCGGCCAGUUAUGUCCACCAGUCAUUGCUGCAAUUCAGGACAAAUUCUACAAAAUCUCUUCAGAGGCGUUGGUUUGUUGUAUUGAAUUGAUCAAGGUCGUUCGCCACAUGGGCUUUGAUGGAGAUGCGCAGCGCUAUUCGUACACCGACUUGGACCCUGAAGCCAGGCCCUAUGUCCUUCAGAUAUACAACGUUAUUUUGCAGCGGGUUUCUACGGCCGAUGCCGACCAGGAAGUCAAGGAACGCAGCAUCCUUUGUUUAGGUGUUCUUUUGUCACGUGUUGGCGAUGAGCUCAAGCAGGAACUAACCACCUGCCUACCCCUUUUAUUGGAGAAGCUUCAGAAUGAGCUCACACGCUUGAUGGCUGUCAAGACAUUGACGCAAAUCGUUGAGAGUCCUGUCUGUGCUGAGGCUGAUAUUAAGCCCUACAUCCUGAAGGCCAUUCCCGAAGUCGCUUCACUCUUGCGAAAGAGCAACCGUCCUCUCAAGGUAGCAAGUCUCCAUUUCCUGGAUGUAUUGCCUGUCCAGACUUAUGACGAACUACUAAACGAACUGAAACCAUUGAUCACAGAUGAAGAUCUUCAUCUUCUACCUCUCGGGUUGACCUCUGUUGUAUCGAUUCUUCACGCUAACCCGGCCAGUAUCAAUGUUGUCAAGCAAGAAAUUAUGUCAUCUGUUCUCAAGCUUGUCCGCUCACCACUGAUCCAGGGACAGGCUUUGGAUAGCCUGUUGGCAUUGUUUGCAGCCCUUGUUCGGACCAAUGACAAAGAAUUUCCAACCUUAAUCAGUGGCCUAGUUGAGCCAGUGGCGGUCUCUACGCCUGAAGGCCAACUUGCCCUGCCUAAACAGGCAUUCUCUACAAUUGCUCAGUGUAUUGCAAUCCUUUGCGUUAAUUCGGACAAGAACCAGGAGAUGACCGUGGCUGAAUUUGUGCGCAAGAUUGAGGAUCCACAUACGACGGACUCGCUCAAGUAUUUGUCUUUGGUUGCAUUGGGCGAAAUUGGUCGUCGUGCCUCUUUGAGCGAUCAUAAGACCCUUCAUACAUCGAUCUUGGCGAUGUUCGACGUCCAUUCGGAAGAGGUCCGAUCAGCUGCUGCAUUUGCCAUUGGCAAUGUCAGUGCAGGCAAUGUUGAAGUAUAUGUCCCUAUCAUCAUGCAGGAGAUCAAAGCGGAUCCUAAGAAACGAUACCUACUUUUGCAUGCCCUCAAAGAGGUCAUUACUCGCUAUACUCACAAGCAGGGUGGCCAGGAAUUGGAGGCUCAUGCUUCAGAGAUAUGGACGCUCUUGUUCGACAACUGCGAGAGUCAAGAAGAGGGUACACGAAAUGUUGUUGCAGAAUGUCUUGGAAAGCUUACCCUGACCAACCCCUACAAGUUCUUACCUGAGCUUCAGGCUCGUCUGAAGUCAGAAUCCGCUCAGAUCCGCGGCACAGUUGUUUCGGCAUUCAAAUACACGUUUACGGAUAAUACUCGCAGUUAUGAUGAGCUCCUUCGUCCUCUAAUUGUAGAGUUCUUGUCGCUUAUGAAGGAUAAGGAUCUCAACGUCCGUCGUCUAUCGCUAUCAACAUUGGACUCGGCAGCACAUAACAAGCCAUACUUGAUCCGGGAUGUCCUCGGACAAUUGCUGCCUUUGCUUUACCAGGAAACAAAUAUCGUAGAAGAGCUCAUUCAUAUAGUAGAGAUGGGACCAUUCAAGCACAGAGUAGAUGAUGGUCUCGAGAUCCGCAAGUCUGCAUUCGAGUGCAUGUACACGCUUUUGGAGAAAUGCAGAGAUAAGGUUGAAAUCUUUGCAUUUAUCGAUCGUAUCCUUGUUGGUCUCGUUGAUCAGCCAGAUAUCAAAAUGCUCUGUCAUUUAACACUCGUCCGUCUCUCAAUUGUCGCGCCUACUGCGGUUGCACAAAGGCUAGAUGACAUGGUGGAGCCAUUGCAUGCAACUCUAAACUUCAAGCUUAAGCCUACGGCAGUGAAGCAAGAGUUGGAAAAGAAUCAGGAGCUGGUACGGUCUGCUCUUCGUGCAAUCGCGUUUUUAUCCAAGCUUGCAGAUCCUGCGCUGACCCCCAAAUUUGAGCAAUUUGUACACGAGGUCCGAAUGGGGCCCAAUGCUUAUGACCUUAACCAAUACAUUGCAGAGAGCGAGAGCCGUGAUGACUUAUACUCUAGCCACUUUAGGGGCGAAGCCAUGGAUCUUAGCUAA
Lobosporangium transversale is the source of this 3753-nucleotide messenger RNA. RefSeq names its product armadillo-type protein. Lineage: Eukaryota; Fungi; Mortierellomycota; Mortierellomycetes; Mortierellales; Mortierellaceae. Gene Ontology annotation, cellular component: nucleus. Gene Ontology annotation, biological process: protein ubiquitination; SCF complex assembly. The transcript is spliced from 7 exons. Bases 1 to 3753 code for a protein of 1250 amino acids. The record is from RefSeq and is a predicted model, not a curated record.